AUGUCUUUCUCUUUUAAAGGCAGCAGUAAAGGAUUCGUCCCUGUACAGGAGAAAAAGAACUGGGCUGAUGCUCAGAAACACUGCAGACAGUAUCACACAGAUCUGGCCAGUGUGAGGAAUGAGAGUGAGAAUAAUCAGAUCCAGAACCUAACUUCAGAUAAACAAGCCUGGAUCGGUCUGUACAGAUUCUGGGUUUGGUCAGAUAACAGCAAAUGCAUAUUCAAACACUGGAAAAGUGAUGAACCCAAUACGAGAGAUGGCAGAAACAGCAUCUGUGUAUCAACUGGUAUCAGUGAUGAAGGACGAUGGACAGACGAGUGCUGUUCAGAUCAGCAUCCCUUUGUGUGUUAUGAUGAUAAACUGGUUCUGAUCCGAGAGAAUAAGACGUGGACUGAAGCUCUGAGAUACUGCAGAGAUAGGGACAUGGACCUGGUGUCGGUGGAUUCGGAGCAGAUGCAGCGGCGGGUGAUGAAUGUGACCUCGAGCGCUCUCUCCGAUCACGUGUGGCUGGGUCUGCGUCAGUCCCGCAUACUGGGAGUCUGGUUCUGGGUCAAUGGUCACACCAUGUGCUACAAUCAGUGGGCUUCUGAUUACGACACUGGACUGGACGACUGCGAUAAGACGGUCAGAUCCGGAGUCAUUCGGACCCGUGAUCAGCUCUGGAUCAGCCGCCCUGAAACUGAUAGAUACAACUUCAUCUGCACCAAGUGAGUGCUGGAGAGUCACUGAUUACAUGUGAUCCAGAUUACAAAUAUUCAGUACUUGUAAUUAGAUUACACUACAUUUUAAAGGGGUCAUGACAUGUUUUUUAUUAUUAUUUUAACAUGCUCUUUGAGGUUUACUCAUAAUGUUAAU
Molecule: messenger RNA, 855 nt
Organism: Cyprinus carpio (common carp)
Lineage: Eukaryota; Metazoa; Chordata; Actinopteri; Cypriniformes; Cyprinidae
Product: C-type lectin lectoxin-Phi1-like
Exons: 2
Coding region: 1-711 (236 amino acids)
Source: RefSeq, a predicted model, not a curated record